CUGAAUGACACUUCAGAGCAUGUAUAUUGGCAUUUUAUAAAGACUCUCGAGAAUUACCGUGUUAAUUUUUUAUUUACUGACUUAAAUACCUCUUUUAAUGCCGAUAUAUUGCUUAUGAUCCUUCUAAUUGACCUCCUUGCUGGGGUCCAUCGGAGAUCGCAGGUCUAGGGUUAGGGAAGCCUCUAUUUCCGAUGUCGAGGGUGUGAUUUUGUAGGAGGUAUUUUUGGACACUGGGUUAUCUUCCCGGCUCCGAAGAUGGCGUCGAAUCCCCCUCGCUGCCGUUCACGGUCGAUACCACCGGCGACAUCGAAAUGGUGCAACCGAGUUUUACGACCCUUGACUUCGGCAAUCCUACGCCUCGAGAAGUAUUGGAAGACUGCCUCCAUUCAACCGCAUGAAAUUACGCACAGUAUAUCAGAGGAGUCCCAGGGGCUCACGUCGAAGUCACGCAACGACGGCGGCCGAGCUAGUGGUUGCGGCGAAACCUCAGACUCGGAGACUGGGAAGGACGAUCCGACGUGGGUUCCAAGAAAUGCCGUGCGCAAGCGUGUUAAGCAUAAAUAUUCUGGCCGCAGGGAAAGUUUGAAUAGCAUCGCAAGAGCCCGAUCGAGGGUUGUUGUUCGGAGCCCUGAGAGGGAGAGAUUACAGCCCGGAGCCUUUACUAUUGCAACCCCGUUGAUUUCCGGAAGCAAAAGCAGAUACAUUGAGCAAGAUUUUCGCGAUGAAACCACUAUACACACGGCGGAAACGCGACUAAAUCCGGCUGGCUCUUCAGCUUCUGUUAAGUCUAAGCCUACUCGCAAUGAGUUUCCGAUUGAUAUUCCCCCUACUGAUAGAGACAUAUAUGGGGAACCUUCGUAUUUUUCGAUUGUUGGAGGAGUUUUCUAUGCUUUUGACACAUUUCUUAAGAUUACUGCGAUAGAUGACGCAAAACUUACGUCCAAGGAAGUCCCCUCCUUGCUUUCUAUGGCCCUAAACAAGACAUCGGAAUAUAUUCUGCAGGAGCAGGAUCGUUUAGAUAACGACGAAGAGAACGACGAAGAUAUAGAUGUGGCAGAUGUCAUCUUCACAGACCUAGAAGAUACUUAUACCUCGACCAACAAAGGGUGGAGACCCUUGAGGACGCUUGUCCGCGCACAUGGUAUUCGUCUAGUUUGCGAAACUAUCCGAAAGAGAUGGAUACAUGCGCAACUUGCCCGAUACUUUGUUUUGAAAGCUCUUGAAAUUCCUGCGAAUCAUGCUGCUGAAGAGCUUCUUGGAGUUAUACAUUAUAUUACUCCGGCAAUGCCGCCUCCAAAAUCGCUUGAUAGCGUGCUGCUUUCCGAACAAAAACAACUCUGGCCGUUAGCGGGUUACAUGAGGAAGUCGUGCAGUUUGGCAGUUUUCUUUCGCGAAAUCUCUUCGUUGCUAAUUCGCGGAGCUCUACCUGCGGAGUGGAUGGCAACAAGUUCAAUGAAGUCCUACGUGAUUGACGCCAUGCAAUCCGUCAUCUCCAACGAUGAGCAUUUGGCAGCCUCAGUUAAAUUUCUUACAGCUGUUGUGCAGGCUUCUUUAGGACUGGUUAAGCCUAAAGGUCCUUCGCCGCUAGGCCUCAGCCCGAACACACUCAACAAGUCCGCCCUAACCUCUAAAUCAAUCCGAGGCGGCUUACGUUCGGGAAAGGAAGCCACAAGCUGGCAGAUGCCUAUCAACGAGGAAGUUAUACCCGAGGCCUUGAAUAAUACUAUUUGCAGUAUAUUUACAGUUCUUUGCAGCGUGCAUGUUGCUCGCUUUGGGACUGGAGCGCUCACCAAGUCUCCUAUGUGGCAUAUUGUCACUCAUGUAACCUCUGUCGUGCAGAGAUAUUUAGAAGAAAAUGUACAUGAAACAAAAGAUGAUUAUAAGGGCCAUGAAAUCCGAAUUGGAUAUGCUCUAGUUACGCAAUACUUGCUUGAGCAUUUGGAAUCUACAGCGGAUUCUCUACGGGAUAGGUCGAGGGCGAGAUCUUCCCCACUCUUUUUGGAUAGUGUUGAACAUUUUAUUCGUUUCAGCCCCAACCGAAAAGAGCUCCUGACAGCGUUAUCGGGGCUGUUUCUUCAGGUGGCGCGUUGUCUUGGGAGAGCACGAGGAAGAAAUAGCUUCGACGUAGUCAAGUCGCUGACCAGACUUUUCACGUCGACAGACUUGAGGCGCUACCCAACAUUUCGUGCUGCUCUCGCUAAGGUAGCAGUAGAGGUAGCACUCAAUUUUGCUGAAUACACUUGUUUACGGGAGCACCACGCGUGGGCUGCUGAGCUUCAAGAAGAAGUGGCCGAAUCUGAUCUGGGCACGCUUGACCACAGGAUGGAGCCUCUCACUCCUUCAUUAUGCCUGAAGACAACCGGGUUUAGGUGGGAAGAUGGGAUUGGGGAGUGGGUUGCGAAAACUCCGUGUGCGAAACGUAACGUCACGAGUCGUGGGAGCUCAGUAAAGGCCCACCAACAGGCAAGAUUGACGAGUGAGAAGACAGGCUCAUCAUCCACUGCGGAUGGUGAUAGUGACUCUGGAUGGGGUAGUGCCGGCGACGAUAAAUCCUCUAUUGAUGAAUUCGAUUCCAGCGUCACGUCAAACUUCUCACCUCCGCCAUUUCCACGGAAAAGGAAGUUUGGCUCAGACGAAAGCGAAUUUGAGGAUAGUGCAGUCUCCGACACGACAUCCGCUUAUCGAAUGAGACGAUGGCGGGAUACAAGUCACAGCACGGGGAAUAGUCGUUAUGAUAAUGUUAUCAACGCAAAGGCCCAUGGUCCAACGACAAGAAAUCAACGUGCGCCUCAAGACGAAAGGAGACCCAAUAACAAAAGAUCAACGAAGGCAAUUUCCAUUGCUAUCGCCGUUGAGCUACCUUCAGCCGUUCCGCGAAAGAGCAGCGACUUUGAAGUCGUAAUUCACACAAAUGACUUCAAAGGCGGCGCGGAGUCAGUUUCAACGGGAGACAGUAACAGCGGAGAGACGGUCGAUGAUGAUGAUGACGUUAUAACGACCAGUGCUCCAACUCUUUAUGAGCGUAAUCGAGACAAGAGACCCCGCCAUUCAUAUCCGCAAGUGGUAUUGCAUUCUUCCAAGUAUAUAUCACAAUCCGAAGUCCAUUUUCCUCGUCGUUCUUCUGCUAGAUUAGCGAGUCGACAACGGCAACAAAACGUCAUCCCCUGUUCGGAUGGUGAUGACUCUAGCGAUGACGAAUUAAGUUUUCUCUAAGAACCCAUUUAACAAUAUCCAUGUCUCUUUUCAGCAUAACAGCAACCGGCAGCAUGACAUUUGCAUUUUGUUUCUUUUAAUGAUACCCCGUCUUUUUCUUUUAGUAAAAAUUAGGAGCACCUGCAUUGGAGUCCUGGUUUUUUUGAUAUUUGUUCGCUAUCUUCGGUGCUCGCCCUAGUGCUGCGGAGCUCUGAGGUUUUGUAUUAUCAGUCAAGUACCCUUGGAGUGCGGACCUUUUGAAAAUGGCUUGCUAUCCGUGGAGUAUUGGAUGCUAUUUUUGUAUCAAUAAAUUGGGUAAUCGGCCGUCCGCUCGAGCCCACAUCUUACGACCAUGAAACGUGAUCCUUAAACACGGCACGGUAGCACAAACAAACCUAUACUUUCUCUUGAGCAAAUUGUUUGGCAUGAGAUGGUAUAUUUACCUGUUACGCACCCAUUUUAUUGUUGGAUAUUCUGACUGGUUAGAGGCUUUGGAGACAAGGCUUAUCCGCUCCCUGACUCCUGGUUCAUAACAACUGCCGUAUAAAGGCGACUGGGAUCCAACCAAACAAAUAAGCCACCAGGCCGCAAGGCAUAUUCCGAGCGGG
Coccidioides immitis RS is the source of this 3800-nucleotide messenger RNA. RefSeq lists its product as uncharacterized. The transcript has a single exon. The record is from RefSeq and is a predicted model, not a curated record. NCBI's taxonomy places the organism in Eukaryota, Fungi, Ascomycota, Eurotiomycetes, Onygenales, Onygenaceae. Bases 256 to 3213 code for a protein of 985 amino acids.